This is a messenger RNA of Phyllopteryx taeniolatus (common seadragon), 5232 nucleotides long. It is a transcript of the gene olfml2a, whose product is annotated as olfactomedin-like 2A. Gene Ontology annotation, biological process: signal transduction. NCBI's taxonomy places the organism in Eukaryota, Metazoa, Chordata, Actinopteri, Syngnathiformes, Syngnathidae. The coding region runs from base 323 to 2278 and encodes 651 amino acids. The transcript is spliced from 8 exons. The record is from RefSeq and is a predicted model, not a curated record.
UGUUUUUUUUUUCAUGGUUUAAUUUCCUCGUAUAUGUACAACCUAGAAUUACGACAUUUUCACCUACAGGAAUGAUGGUUAUGAUUGUUAUUGUUGUUACAACAACAAUAACAACUACUAAUCCUACUACUUCAAAGCCCCUCCCAAGAGGAGGACAGCGGACGCCAGCCUCUUUGCAUCCACACGAUCACUCACUAUAUGAUCCUCCUGUGUGAAAUGGAGCUGAAUUAGGGGCCCUUCACUUUAUGGGCACUUAAGACUGAAUGCAGUGACCAGUGGUUUGUAUUAUGUGUGAGCGUUCACGGCUGGACUCACGGGUGAAAUGAUGUGGAGAUACACGAAUUUGUUAACGUUUCUGCUGGUCCUGUUUAAAGAUGCAGCUUCACAAAGCAAGAUAUUUGGCGAGACGGAGCCUGUUCGUAUGGUAUCAGAGGGCUCUGACUGCCGCUGUAAGUGCAUCAUGCGACCCCUGAGCAGGGAUGCUUGUAUGCGGCUGCGGAGUGGCAGUGUACGCGUGGAGGAUUUCUAUACAGUGGAAACAGUCAGUUCGGGGUCUGAUUGCAAGUGUUCCUGCACAGCGCCACCAUCUUCCCUGAACCCCUGUGAGAAUGAGUGGAAGAUGGAAAAGCUAAAGAAACAGGCACCUGAGUUAUUAAAGCUCCAAUCGAUGGUGGACCUCCUCGAGGGAACCCUUUACAGCAUGGAUCUGAUGAAAGUCCACUCAUACAUUAACAAGGUGGUGUCUCAGAUGAACACCCUUGAAGAGACAAUCAAGACAAACCUAACACGAGAGAAUGAAUUUGUCCGGGACAGCAUGACGAGCCUUACCAACCAGUUCAAGCGAUAUGAGAACUACUCCAAUAUUAUGAUGAGCAUCAAGAAAGAGAUCUCUGGUCUCAGUCUCCAGCUGCUUCAGAAAGACUCUUCUGAGACCAAAGUGCAGCAUAAUAAUGAUGAAAAGACCAAGAGCGCUAUAAAGCCACUCAACAAAAAGCCCCCUGCAUCAAAGUCCCCUCCCAAACCCAAAGAAAAAGUCAUCAAGCCCAAGAAGGAGGUCACUAAAUCUGUGAAACCACUGAAGCCUGAUCCUACAGGCAAAACCAAGGUGGUUGGCCACCAGCCAGGUGUGGUCAGGGGCAUUACUUACUACAAGGCUGCUAAGACUGAGGAGGAUGAGGUCAGAGGAGACAACCCAGCCAAAACAUACCCACGUCAUCAUGUCACCGAAACCCAGUCUGAGGAUGGCGGAGCUGAAAUGGUGCUUGAAACCAUGGAGGCUACAGUUGCACAGUCUACCGCACCCACUUCAUUUCCGACUAGUAUUACGCCUCCCACCACUAGGACUGCUGCACCAACCACUACCAUUGCACCAACCACUACGAUUGUCACCAGCCAAAGUACAGCAGCUGCAGAGAGGCCGGCUCCCACUAUUGUGCUACUGCUUGACAACAGCAACAACAACAGUCGACCCACUCUCCACAGAGCAGGGAAAAUCCUUCACUGCGAAGGGACUCUCGCAUCAAUCGAGCAGCCAGAGAAGCAACACAGUUAUGGCCGCAAUGAAGGAGCCUGGAUGAAGGAUCCACUGGCCAAAGACUCGAAGAUCUAUGUCACAAACUAUUACUAUGGAAACAAUCUGGUGGAGUUCCGCAACCUGGAGAACUUUAUACAAGGCCGCUGGAGCAACCUUUUCAAACUUCCUUACAAUUGGAUUGGCACAGGUCACGUGGUUUAUAAUGGAGCCUUCUACUACAAUAGAGCCUUCACAAAGAACAUUAUAAAAUAUGACCUGAAGAUGCGAUACGUGGCUGCCUGGACACUCUUGCACGAUGUAGUUUACGAGGACACCACCCCAUGGAAAUGGAGAGGUCACUCUGAUAUUGACUUUGCAGUGGAUGAAAGUGGAUUGUGGGUGAUCUAUCCUUCCAUGGACUAUGACUACAAUCAACAGGAAGUCAUCGUCAUUAGUAAACUUGAUCCUGCGGACCUGUCCUUGAAAAAGGAAACCACGUGGCGAACAGGUCUCAAGAGGAACUCUUAUGGCAAUUGUUUCAUCAUCUGUGGUGUCUUGUAUGCUGUCAAUGUGUACAACCAGAAGGAAGGGGAGGUGCGCUAUGCUUAUGACACCCACACCAACACAGAGGCCAUCCCACGUCUGAUCUUUACCAAUGAGUACUCAUUCACCACGCAAAUUGAUUAUAACCCCAAGGAGAAGGUUUUGUAUGCCUGGGACAAUGGCCAUCAGGUCACAUAUCAGCUAAACUUUGUUGACCAGUGAGAGCAGACACAAAUACAGUAAACUCACAGCAUUCCUGCUGUUAUAGACCAGACGUUUCUUUGUCCUAAGAAGACCACGGAUGUACCAUUUACCUCCAGUAUCAAUGCAUGUUAUUCAAACAGCUGACCUCACUGUGGACUGGACAGAAACUAUGUACAUAAUCUUACAGGUUGAGUUGAAGGUCAACAGGUAGAGCUGAUGUAGAUAUAUUAUAUGUUCAUUCAAGAAAUGUCAGCAGGCUGGCUAACUAUUUGUGUAGCUAAAGGACAGGUAGUGUGAAAAAACAAAUACACACAUUGGCAACAUUUUUGGGACCCUUCCGUGAAAGAAAGAAAAACCUAUAAUGGUCACUGACAUAACUUGAAAUUGGAAAAAUUAGUUAACUAGUGCAAAUUAGCCAUUGCUAUUGAACAGUCAACCAUCAUGGCUUUUCAGGCAAUCAAGGCAAUCAAUCAAUUUCCAAAAUUAUCAAUGAGAUGUUUGAGGUUGAAAGGGUGCCUUCUCCAUUUUUGAGUGUUUUCACCUGUGUGUUUUGGGUGUUUAUCCUGUUUGAGGAUCCAUGGCCUGUGCCUAAGACCAAGUUUCCUGACACUGGGAGGAUCAUUUCGCUCCAGAUUGCUUUGAUAGUUUUGAUUCAUUGUAGCCCACGCCGAUACAAGACUGGAGGCGGGAUUCAACAGUCUCAUCCAUGUUUCACAGUUGGUAUAGUUUUUUGUGCAUGUAAAAAUAGACAUUGUGACUGGCCAAAAAGCUCCAGUUUUGUUUAAUCUUUCUGAAAGACAUUUUAGAAACCUUGUGGCUUGUCUACAUGCAGUUUGGCAAGUUCCAGUCCCAUCAGUUUCAGAUUAAUUCAAUAACAAUUGUAGGUGUUUGUUUCUUUAUUAGAAGGGUGUCAACACAUUUGCCUAUGUCUCUAUUGAAUUUGUGACAUGAGCCACUUAAAGGGAAUUCCAGACUUGCAUUUUAUAGCAUAAAUAUCAUUUUCAUAGUUUCAACUCCCUCUAAACCUCUACAGCGCAGGGUGGAGAGUGAGAAGUGAAGAUGCAGAACUACCCACAGCUAAAAUAAUUAACUCAAAGCUUUCAUUUACAGUUUUAGCUCUAUAAAAACAGCUGUGCUUCAUGUAUAUUUUGCCAAAAUACUUACCAGAUGCUAAGCAUGCACUGAGAAAACAAACAUGAAACUUUUCCAUGAAUUUGAGCCAAAUCAAUUUUAAGAUGUACAAUGCCAGUCUAAUCAUAUGGUUACAUACCAAAAAAAUGUAAAUAUAUAUUUGCUUUUCAUGUAGAGAUAAUAAUGUUCUCAAAAUAAUCAAACAGACCUGCAAAAACACCUGAAACCCUUGUAAUAUGCAUGCCAGUGCAAAAUUUGAUGCUGUUAUUUGUUACAGAAACCUGCAUGUGCACCAAGGUGUUGUUCUUUGUUUGUUUCUUUCUUUCUUUCAUUCUUUCUUUCUUACACUUAGCAUAUGUAUGGGUGUAAAAUUUGACAAUGUGACUCAAUUGUGCUGGAGAAGCAUAAUAAGCACAAAUAAUACAACUGCUCUGUUGUCCACCAUUCUUGAAUACUUGACAUGCAUGCGUUAUUAUAUAAAACAGAAAAGAUGUCUUAAAUGUUCCAAUUGUAGACACUUUCAGAUUUGGAAUGUUUUCAGACUCCAUGAUACUGUAUAGUCUUAGCUUUUGGUUGUAGUCAGUUAAAAAACAUUUUCAAUCAGAGAUUUGUUUUUAAACAGUACCAAUCAAAAAGUGAAAGUCAACAGCUGGGUCAGCAUAAUACUGUAAGGUCCAUUCAGGUCAAUUUAGAGAAGAGGUGUAGCCAGAAUCUAUUUAGAGGAAUUCAAUUUCUGUCUGCUGUUUGUCUGGCCAACUAGCCGCUCGAGUAUGUAGCAAUGUUCUGAAGUUGCAGCUGUGUUUCUAAGCUUCCUUUGAAUGGACCGCCAACAUUUCACAAAGCCAAAGCUGCUUGCUUCGAUCCCUGCCAUUUAACUCAAUCAAUAAGAUUAUUUUUGCUUUCAUAUUACUUCUACAGCUGAGAAAUGCUUGCAAAACUUAACAAUUGACUUUUAUCUUUAAGUCCAUCCGAUUACCAUUACUUUGUUCAUAAUUCUGUUGCAUUUAUUAUACAGUAAUUCCGCUCCACGAUGCUUUCUGUGUUUUAACAUUUGAUGUGGUUAGAGGCAUGUGUUGGAUAUAAAAUUAACAAAAACAAAAAUGAGCAUGUACACAUUUCUAAGAGUGGGGAUUUGUUAUUGUGCUUUUCUAGUAUCUGAUUUCAUAUGAUUAUUACUAUCAACUGUUAUUCUCAUUUCUGUGGAACAUUUAGUAUACUGUAGAAGUUUUUCCAGCUUUGCUGAUAGCAUUAUAUCAUUGCAUUAUACAGACAUAAGUUGUCUUCUCUUGUCUUAUAAAGCACCAAUAACCUUCAAGUAACCAUUGUUCAUGAUGGACAGUACUGCUAUCUAACAAGUUACUCUGUGCCCUUCUCCACAUUCUACUGGCUUGUACCAUGUAACAUGGCCUGCAGGAUCAGGAAAAAAAGAAGCUUUCUGAGUUUUUUUCAAUGUCCCCUUUUGUCUUCAUCUGCUGUAUAGAUUUACAUAUUGACUGAACAUCGAGCAGCUUUAUUAUACAAGUACUUUGUUCCCGUUCUGUUUCACCUGUUGCUUCUUCAGAGUUCAAAUUACUUUUAGAUGUAAUCUGAAAAGCAAUAGAUGACGAGUUGUGUAUAUGAAGCACAUCAUAUUCCACUAGGAUAGAUCCUGAAUUAUACACAUUGGACCUUUAAGGCUAUCAGACUAAUUCUAACAGCAUUGUAUGGUGUUAUUUCAGUAAUAUUUCAUUAUGUUGAUACAGGUUUACUCAUGACUAAUUACAGUAAAAGUUUGCAACAUGAUGCCUUCAUUAAUACAUGUCAUGAACCUGUUUCCAUGAAUAAAAAUUCUGUGACAAAAA